This is a messenger RNA of Gekko japonicus, 2362 nucleotides long. RefSeq names its product dymeclin (gene DYM). Gene Ontology annotation, biological process: Golgi organization. Bases 121 to 2130 code for a protein of 669 amino acids. The transcript has 17 exons. Lineage: Eukaryota; Metazoa; Chordata; Lepidosauria; Squamata; Gekkonidae. Gene Ontology annotation, cellular component: Golgi apparatus. The record is from RefSeq and is a predicted model, not a curated record.
GACGUUCUUGUGUCCUUCUCUGAAGGAGUGCUUAAGUUCUUUCAGCCAAACAAACUGAAAAUUACCGGCUUUCCUUCCAUUUCAUGAAACUUUAAAGAGAGCGUACCAAACAAUAAGAAGAUGGGUGCAAACGGAAGCAGCAUCAGUGAACUCCCGGACAACGAAUACUUAAAAAAAUUGUCGGGCCCGGAGGCAAUCUCGGAGAACGACCCGUUCUGGAAUCAGCUGCUUUCUUUUAGCUUUAACACCCCAACAAACAGCGCCGAGCUAAAGCUUUUGGAAGAAGCUGCCGUCUCAGUCUGCAAGUCUUUAGUGGGGAACAAUCCUCGGACAGGCAAUCUCGCCGCGCUGAUUAAAGUCUUCCUUUCAAGAACCAAAGAGUUAAAAAUUUCGGCAGAAUGUCAGAAUCACCUCUUCAUCUGGCAAGCUCACAAUGCCCUGUUUAUUAUUUGCUGCCUGCUCAAGGUGUUGGUCUGUCAGAUGCCGGAAGAGGAACUGCAGCUUCAUUUUACCUACGAGGAAAAAACACCAGGAACUUAUGGUUCGGAAUGCGAAGACCUCAUGGAAGAGUUACUGUGUGUCCUCAUCCAGCUGAUUGUUGAGAUUCCUCUUCUGGACAUAACGUACAGCAUUUCUCUCGAAGCUGUGACCACCCUAGUGGUUUUCCUUUCCUGCCAACUUUUCCACAAGGAAAUUCUGCGGGAGAGCAUCGCGCACAAGUAUCUCAUGCAUGGCCGAUGUCUCCCGUACACCAGCAGACUUGUGAAAACAUUGCUAUAUAACUUUAUCAGACAAGAGAGAAGCCCUCCGCCAGGUGCUCACGUCUUUCAACCAGAGUCCGAUGGAGGAGGACUACUUUAUGGAAUUGCAUCAGGAGUAGCAACUGGCCUGUGGACGGUGUUCACGCUAGGAGGAGCGGGAAGCAAGCGGACUCCUCAACAGGAAGAGUCUUCUCCUCUAGCCAACCAGAGCCUUCUACUGCUGCUCAUAUUAGCAAAUCUAACUGAUGCUCCUGACGCACCAAACCCUUACAGACAAGCUAUUAUGUCCUUUAAGAACACACAAGAUAGCACAGCUCUUCCGUCACCAAAUCCUCACGCCUUCCAGAUUAAUUUCAACAGCUUGUACACCACCUUGUGUGAACAGCAGAACCUGGAUCAAGCCACCCUCCUCUUAUACACUCUGCUGCAUCAGAACACCAAUGUCCGAACAUACAUGUUGGCUCGAACGGAUAUGGAAAAUCUGGUUUUGCCGAUUCUUGAGAUUCUUUAUCAUGUUGAAGAAAGAAACUCGCACCAUGUCUACAUGGCUCUCAUAAUUCUGUUAAUCCUUACUGAAGAUGACGGCUUCAAUCGGUCCAUUCAUGAAGUGAUAUUGAAGAAUAUUACCUGGUACUCAGAACGUGUGUUAACAGAAAUUUCCUUGGGGAGUCUCCUGAUACUGGUAGUAAUAAGAACUAUUCAGUACAACAUGACACGAACAAGGGACAAAUACCUUCAUACAAAUUGUUUGGCAGCUUUAGCCAAUAUGUCAGCACAGUUCCGCUCCCUUCAUCAGUAUGCCGCUCAGAGGAUCAUCAGUUUGUUCUCACUGUUGUCCAAGAAGCACAACAAAGUUCUGGAGCAGGCCACACAGUCCUUGAGAAGUUCCCUCUCUUCAGAUGGUUCUCCGCUUCCGGAUUAUGCGCAGGAUCUGAACGUGAUUGAAGAAGUCAUUCGAAUGAUGCUGGAGAUCAUCAAUUCCUGCUUGACCAACUCUUUGCACCAUAACCCUAACUUAGUGUACGCGCUGCUUUAUAAGCGGGAUCUCUUUGAGCAAUUUCGAACUCACCCCUCUUUCCAAGAUGUAAUGCAGAAUAUAGAUCUGGUGAUCAGCUUCUUUAGCUCACGCAUUGAGCAAGCCGGGGCCGAGUUGUCAGUGGAGCGCGUUCUGGAAAUCAUCAAGCAAGGCGCUGUCGCCCUUCCCAGAGACAGGCUCAGAAAGUUUCCAGAGCUGAAGUUCAAGUACGUCGAGGAGGAGCAGCCCGAGGAGUUCUUCAUCCCGUACGUCUGGUCGCUGGUUUACAACUCCGCCGUGGCCCUUUACUGGAACCCGCAAGACGUCCAGCUCUUCACCAUGGAUUCGGGCUGAGAGAGGGAGGGCCCGGCUCCCCGCCCAGUGCGUAUCUGUGGCCGGCCCCCCUCUCCCGGAGCACCUCCUUCCAACCCGGAGCCUACUAAGGAGGAUGCUCGUUUCGCCCAGGGUGGCCCCACUGCUCUUUUCGGGGGUGGGGGCGGGUCGGCCUCCAGGAGCCGGGCAAUGGGACGAGACCAGUCAUGCUAACUUUUAUUUGUAUAUUUUGUAAAAAACCAGGAGACUUUCC